This is a messenger RNA of Gorilla gorilla gorilla (western lowland gorilla), 2888 nucleotides long. RefSeq names its product DnaJ heat shock protein family (Hsp40) member C15 (gene DNAJC15). The coding region runs from base 496 to 948 and encodes 150 amino acids. Gene Ontology annotation, cellular component: PAM complex, Tim23 associated import motor. The record is from RefSeq and is a predicted model, not a curated record. Lineage: Eukaryota; Metazoa; Chordata; Mammalia; Primates; Hominidae. Gene Ontology annotation, biological process: protein import into mitochondrial matrix. The transcript is spliced from 6 exons. Gene Ontology annotation, molecular function: ATPase activator activity.
GGGAGAACUGUGGCAUUAAACAGAAGUGCGAACAGAAGUCGAGGAUGGGAAGAAAGGCUGCCCGGAAGGGGGUCAGGAAAGCUCAGGCAAAGCCCACCCUCAGGCACUACAGCUAGACUCCGAGCUUACUGGGCAGUCAUCUGAUUCCACCAACAUCAGUUCGCAGGGCUUAAGCCCAGUCCCUUAGGGCGGCCUGGGGAGGGGCCAGGCCCAAGUAUAUAAAGCUCCCUGAGGGUCCGCCUUGGCUUUGCGCCUGCGAGUGUGAUUCAAGAACGUCCCAGUGCCCUUGGCUCUUUUCGGAGUGUGACCCCGGGCUUGCACGGGACACGUUACCCAGCUCGGGUGAGAAAGGUAUCUUCCGGGACCCUCGCCUUUAAUAGCACAACGAGCGCAGAGUCCACUGGAUCUGCGAGAAGAAACCGCGCUAACUAGUUUGUCCCUACGGCCGCCUCGUAGUCACUGCCGCGACGCCUUGGGCCUCCGGGCCGCAUUGCCAUGGCUGCCCGUGGUGUCAUCGCUCCAGUUGGCGAGAGUUUGCGCUACGCUGAGUACUUGCAGCCCUCGGGCAAACGGCCCGACGCCGAAGUCGACCAGCAGGGACUGGUAAGAAGUUUGAUAGCUGUAGGACUGGGUGUUGCAGCUCUUGCAUUUGCAGGUCGCUACGCAUUUCGGAUCUGGAAACCUCUAGAACAAGUUAUCACAGAAACUGCAAAGAAGAUUUCAACUCCUAGCUUUUCAUCCUACUAUAAAGGAGGAUUUGAACAGAAAAUGAGUAGGCGAGAAGCUGGUCUUAUUUUAGGUGUAAGCCCAUCUGCUGGCAAGGCUAAGAUUAGAACAGCUCAUAGGAGAGUCAUGAUCUUGAAUCACCCAGAUAAAGGUGGAUCUCCUUACGUAGCAGCCAAAAUAAAUGAAGCAAAAGACUUGCUAGAAACAACCACCAAACAUUGAUGCUUAAGGACCACACUGAAGGAAAAAAAAAGAGGGGACUUCAAAAAAAAAAAAAAAAAAGCCCUGCAAAAUAUUGUAAAACAUGGUCUUCUUAACUUUCUAUAUGGAUUGACCACAGUCUUAUCUUCCACCAUUAAGCUGUAUAACAAUAAAAUGUUAAUAGUCUUGCUUUUUAUUAUAUUUUAAAGAUCUCCUUAAAUUCUAUAACUGAUCUUUUUUCUUAUUUUGUUUGUGACAUUCAUACAUUUUUAAGAUUUUUGUUAUGUUCUGAAUUCCCCCCUACACACACACACACACACACACACACACAAACGUGUGCAAAAAAUAUGAUUAUCAAGAAUGCAAUUGGGAUUUGUGAGCAAUGAGUAGAACUCUUAUUGCUUAUAUUUGUACCCUCAUUGUCUAUUUUUUUUCAGGGAAUUUGGGACUCUGCCUGUAUAAGGUGUUUUAAAUGUCUUGAGAACAAGCACUGGCUGAUACCUCUUGGAGAUAUGAUCUGAAAUGUAAUGGAAUUUAUUAAAUGGUGUUUAGUAAAGUAGGGGUUAAGGACUUGUUAAAGAACCCCACUAUCUCUGAGACCCUAUAGCCAAAGCAUGAGGACUUGGAGAGCUACUAAAAUGAUUCAGGUUUACAAAAUGAGCCCUGUGAGGAAAGGUUGAGAGAAGUCUGAGGAGUUUGUAUUUAAUUAUAGUCUUCCAGUACUGUAUAUUCAUUCAUUACUCAUUCUACAAAUAUUUAUUGACCCCUUUUGAUGUGCAAGGCACUAUUGUGCGUCCCCUGAGAGUUGCAAGUAUGAAGCAGUCAUGGAUCAUGAACCAAAGGAACUUAUAUGUAGAGGAAGGAUAAAUCACAAAUAGUGAAUACUGUUAGAUACAGAUGAUAUAUUUUAAAAGUUCAAAGGAAGAAAAGAAUGUGUUAAACACUGCAUGAGAGGAGGAAUAAGUGGCAUAGAGCUGGGCUUUAGAAAAGAAAAAUAUUCAGAUACCAUAUGAUUGGUGAGGUGAGUAAGUGUUAUUCUGAGAUGAGAAUUAGCAGAAAUAGAUAUGUCAAUUGGAGUGAUUAGAGUGCAGGGUUUCUGGAAAGCAAGGUUUGGACAGAGUGGUCAUCAAAGGCCAGCCCUGUGACUUACACUGCAUUAAAUUAAUUUCUUAGAACAUAGUCCCUGAUCUUUAUCACUUUACUAUUCCAAAGGUGAGAGAACAGAUUCAGAUAGAGUGCCAGCAUUAUUUCCCAGUAUUCAUUUACAAAUCUUGGGUUCAUUCCAGGUAAACUGAACUACUGCAUUGUUUCUAUCUUAAAAUACUUUUUAGAUAUCCUAGAUGCAUCUUUCAACUUCUAACAUUCUGUAGUUUAGGAGUUCUCAACCUUGGCAUUAUUGACAUGUUAGGCCAAAUAAUUUUUUUUGUGGGAGGUCUCUUGUGCGUUUUAGAUGAUUAGCAAUAAUCCCUGACCUGUUAUCUACUAAAGACUAGUCGUUUCUCAUCAGUUGUGACAACAAAAAUGGUUCCAGAUAUUGCCAAAUGCCCUUUAGAGGACAAUAAUCGCCCCCAGUUGAGAACCAUUUCAGUAAAACUUUAAUUACUAUUUUUUCUUUUGGUUUAUAAAAUAAUGAUCCUGAAUUAAAUUGAUGGAACCUUAAAGUCGAUAAAAUAUGUUGCUUGCUUUAAAGUCCCCAUACGUGUCCUACUAAUUUUCUCAUGCUUUAGUGUUUUCACUUUUCUCCUGUUAUCCUUGUACCUAAGAAUGCCAUCCCAAUCCCCAGAUGUCCACCUGCCCAAAGUCUAGGCAUAGUUGAAGGCCAAGCUAAAAUGUAUCCCUCUUUUUCUGGUGCAUGCAGCAAAAGUAAUAUGAAUUAUCAGCUUUCUGAGAGCAGGCAUUGUAUCUGUCUUGUUUGGUGUUACAUUGGCACCCAAUAAAUAUUUGUUGAGUGAAUGAUUAAA